Messenger RNA from Paramecium octaurelia, 1489 nucleotides. Lineage: Eukaryota; Ciliophora; Oligohymenophorea; Peniculida; Parameciidae. The record is from the annotation of a GenBank genome assembly.
AUGGAACCUGAAUAAUUGAUAGAUUAAUUAAAUGAUAUAUUGUUGGCAGACCAUUUCAGAUUUAUAGAGGUUAUAGGAAGAGGCAGUUUUGGUGUAGUAGUGGCUGCGUUUUGUAGUAAUCUAGAUCGAGUGGUGGCAAUAAAAGUUAAUUCCAAUAUUAGAAUUAUCAUAGAUAACAUCGAAUGUUGAUCAAGAGAACGAAGCCAAUUUGCUUAAAGCUUGUUGCCAUUAAAAUAUUGUUAAGCUUUACAAGGUAUGCCAUUUUUUUUCAUUAUAGGUGUUAGUAGCUAAUAAUCAUCUUUAUCUCAUAAUGGAGAGACUGGUUGGUUUAACUCUAGACAAAUUGAUGAAACAAUCUAUGUUGUCAGAAUAGAGCGUUAGAAACUAUAUGACUCAAAUUUUAAAUGCUUUGGUGUUUCUUCAUAGAAAGAACAUUAUCCAUAGAGAUCUUAAGCCAGGUUAAUUUAACUACUAUAAUAGAAAAUAUCUUUAUUUGUGAAAAUGCAUGCGUUAAAUUAAUAGAUCUAGGCUUAGGAUAAGAGAUUGUGUGUAAAGGAUGCGUCUAUUAAUCAGUUGGUACUCCUUACUUUAUUGCCCCAGAAGUCAUUUUAGGAAAGGAUUAAAGCCAAGUAUGUAAUUGCUAUCUCUAAUUUAGGCUGUUGAUAUUUUCAGUUUAGGGAUUAUAUUCUAUAUGAUGAUCAACAAUUUGUAACAUCCUUUAUGGGACGGACAAAUGAGAAAAAGACAUUACUACGAAUUGAUCUCAAAUGAAUUUACGAUUAACUUCCCCAAAACAAUGCCUGAGUAUUCUCUAAAUAUCAUAUUUAAUAGGAUGGCAAAAGAUUUUGUGUUGAAUACUGUUUAAUUCAGGGCAGAAAACAGGAUGACGGCCUUGUAAUGCUUAGAACAUCCUUGGAUUAAAGGAAAAGCAGUUAAAACACAUCCCAUGACAACAAGAGAAAUCAUGUUAAGAUACAACAUUUAAUAAAAGCUGUAACAUGUAAAAAUCAUGAAUUAAUUAGGUAAUUAAAUCAUUAAUGUUUAUAAAAACUCUUCAAUAAACAUGUGAAGAAGAGAUUCACUACAUAAAAACAAGCACUUCCCCUUUGAGAGAUGAUAAGGAAGAGGAUCGAAUCUCUCCUGAAAAUGACUAGUAGGUCACUGCAAGAUUAAGUGUUGAAUUGACCAAUAAAAAACAAAAAUCAUUUAAACUACAUGCCAUUCCACUUAAAAAAGUAAGUUCAUAUAAAGAUCUAGUGUCUUUAAGGGAAAAGUAAACAAAUCAAAAGAAAUAUCAAUGUAUAAACAUGUAUUUUAAUAAGAUAUGAUAUCAAGGUUUAGAGAGAAAUUGUCUAUGGCCAAUCAAUUCAAAACCAAUGGGCAUCCUAACUUUGAAUCUCCAAUGAGUCAUCGAAAAUUAACUACUCUACCUUCAAUUAAUACUAAUAGGUUAUAAAGAUAAUCAACUUUUAAUUUUAAAAUUUUGUGA